GCAGAAAAUAGAUACAUACAUCCAAUCGAUCACCCCAAGUUUCCUCCUCGUUCUCCCCCGAGUUCACUCGAGAGCAGAAUUUUGUAUAUGCUCAUGAGAAAUUUGUAUUCAGUGCGCAUGCCGAACCGUGUCUCGAGCGUCUUUGAAUUCCCUUUUCAUGUAAAUUUCGUUUGAUUUCAGUUUCAAAGUAUGGACAUAUCGAUGAAGAACAACGGAAAAAAGGAUUAAAGAAUUCGUUGAUGUCUAUUUCUACCUGAUUCAAUCGACAGCUAUGGAGUUCGCUUCUCUGUUUAAUUUCAGUAUUCAGAGACCAUGUGAAGCUCUGUUUUGGAUUUGUGCCUUUCUAUUGGUGCAGAAUAGUGAAGGCUCCUCGUCGGAUUCCAAUUAUUUGAUCGGACUUGGAAGCUAUGACAUCACUGGACCGGCGGCGGAUGUCAAUAUGAUGGGAUAUGCUAAUAUGGAGCAGACUGCGUCUGGAGUUCACUUCAGAUUGCGAGCUCGUACAUUUAUUGUUGCGGAGCCACAAGGAGAAAGGGUUGUAUUUGUUAAUCUAGAUGCUUGCAUGGCCUCGCAGCUGGUCACAAUCAAGGUGCUUCAGAGGUUGAAGGCAAGGUAUGGAGACCUUUACACUGAAAAGAAUGUAGCUAUUAGUGGAAUUCAUACACAUGCUGGACCAGGUGGUUAUCUCCAGUAUAUUAUAUACAUAGUAACAUCUCUAGGAUUUGUGCGACAGUCAUUUGAUGUCCUUGUAAAUGGUAUUGAGAACAGCAUUAUACAGGCUCAUGAGAACCUGCGCCCAGGAUCUAUUUUCAUAAACAAGGGGAAGCUUUUAGAUGCAGGUGUGAACCGCAGCCCUAGUGCAUAUCUCAAUAACCCUGCAGCAGAGCGCAGGAAAUACAAAUACAAUGUUGACAAGGAGAUGACACUACUGAAAUUUGUGGAUCUAGAAUGGGGCCCUAUUGGGAGCUUUAGUUGGUUUGCAACUCAUGGAACUUCUAUGAGUCGUACAAACUCAUUGAUUAGUGGGGAUAACAAAGGUGCCGCUGCACGAUUCAUGGAGGACUGGUUUGAGAAGAAAGGUGGGAUCGGCUCAGGUUUUGAUAUAUCUGUAGAUGACAGAAUCCCUCGAAGAGUUUCAAACAUAAUACCUAACCUUUUCACCAAUCAUCAUGAGUUACUUGAGCUUGCUGCAUCUUUCCAGCGUCCUUCUGGUACAUCAGCAACCAGGAUUCUAAGCUCUUCAAGACGUGUCAGGGGUGCCCUCACGAAUGCUGAUAAACCUCAAUUUGUGUCCGCAUUUUGUCAAUCAAACUGUGGUGAUGUUAGCCCAAAUGUUCUUGGAGCCUUCUGUGUAGAUACUGGACUUCCAUGUGAUUUUAAUCACAGUACCUGUGAUGGGAAGAAUGAACUAUGCUAUGGCCGAGGACCAGGUUAUCCUGAUGAAUUUGAAAGCACACGGAUCAUAGGAAAGAGACAAUUCAGAAAAGCAGUUGAUCUAUUUAAUAAUGCAUCAGAGCAGUUAAAAGGAAAGGUUGACUACCGUCACUCAUAUGUUGACUUCUCUAAGCUUGAGGUCACUCUUGAACGUGGAGGAACUACUCAAGUGGUGCAAACAUGUCCUGCUGCAAUGGGGUACUCAUUUGCUGCUGGAACCACUGAUGGACCCGGUGCUUUUGAUUUUAAGCAAGGAGAUGACAAGGGAAAUCCUUUUUGGAGGCUCAUACGUAAUUUUUUAAAGAAACCAAAGAAGGAACAAAUUGAUUGUCAACAUCCGAAGCCCAUCUUACUGGAUACUGGUGAAAUGACAAAACCAUAUGAUUGGGCACCUUCAAUACUUCCCAUCCAAAUCCUCCGAGUAGGGCAGCUAAUCAUUCUUGGAGUGCCAGGAGAAUUUUCAACAAUGGCUGGGAGGCAACUUCGUGAUGCUGUAAAAACAGUGCUAACUGAUGGAGGUAAAAGUGAAUUGAGUGGCGACAUUCAUGUUGUUAUUGCUGGAUUGACAAAUUCUUAUUCACAGUAUGUCACCACUUUUGAAGAGUACCAAGUGCAGAGAUAUGAGGGUGCUUCUACUUUAUACGGUCCUCAUACUCUAAGUGCCUACAUUCAAGAGUUUAAGAAGCUUGCCCGCGCGCUCGUCGACGGCCAAGCAGUUGCCGCAGGGCCACAACCUCCAGAUUUACUGGAUAAGCAGCUAAGCUUACUACCAUCUGUUGUGAUGGAUACAACUCCACAUUCAGUAAAAUUUGGGGAUGUAAAAUCUGAUGUUCCCAAGAAUUCCACCUUCAAGAGAGGCGAUAUGGUAACGGUUACCUUCUGGUCGGCCUGUCCUCGGAACGAUCUUUUGACCGAAGGUACAUUUGCACUGGUGGAGAUACUCCAUGACAAAAAGCUGUGGGUUCCAGCCUACGACGAUGACGAUUUCUGCCUGCGUUUUAAGUGGUCGAGACCGUUCAAGCUUAGCAGUCGAAGCCACGCAACCAUAGAAUGGAGAAUUCCUAAAACUGCAAGCGCAGGAGUGUACAGAAUAACACACUUUGGGGCAGCAAAAAGGCUUUUUGGAUCAAUACACCAUUUCACAGGCUCAUCAAGUGCUUUUUGUGUAAUGUAGGGAAUGUAUGUACCACGUAGUUAAAUAAAUUGCUGUUUAACUAAGGUUCGCCUUCAAAUCCAAAAGUUGCUUUACGGGUUUGUUUACAUCAAUCUUACAGAAAUAUACAACCAACAUGGGCGGUAUUUUCUGAAUUUUAAAGAAUCUUGGCCCAUUCACGUUA
Molecule: messenger RNA, 2771 nt
Organism: Benincasa hispida (wax gourd)
Lineage: Eukaryota; Viridiplantae; Streptophyta; Magnoliopsida; Cucurbitales; Cucurbitaceae
Product: Neutral/alkaline non-lysosomal ceramidase
Biological process (GO): ceramide catabolic process; long-chain fatty acid biosynthetic process; sphingosine biosynthetic process
Cellular component (GO): extracellular region
Molecular function (GO): N-acylsphingosine amidohydrolase activity
Source: RefSeq, a predicted model, not a curated record